UAUUCAUAAUUACAUUAUAUUAUUUCAUUGAAAUUCAUUAUUAAACUAAUGAAAUGAAUAUUAUAUCUAUUUAAACCAAAUAGCCAAAAAGAAGUUAGGUUACUACUAAUGAUUGUAGGUUUAGUCUUGCGGCACGUGAAUUUUGAGGUUAUUUUGUCAAAUUUGUACAAAACUACUGAUUUACCUUUAAAAUGUCAGUUCAAUCAGGUAAAUUGAUAUUGAAAAUUCUAACCGAGCAAUUUGGGGAAACUAUAGCAGCUGUAGGCUACGAUUUAUUCAGACAUGGAUCCAGACCUGUUGCUCAUAUUCACUCGACUACAAAACUGCCUAUAUCAGAAAUAAAACACUCAUUAUGCAUCUUAGCCAAAUAUAAACUGAUUACCUUUACAUCAUCAGCACACCCAGACUUUGCUGAGUACGAACUACUGAAUGAAAGAGUCUUUUACAUAGUCCGGUACCCAAAAUACAUAUGCCGGAUAAAAGACAAGUACGGAGACGAAGCUGAGGUGUUGCUCGAUGAGUUGCUGAGACUAGGCUCUUGCACGGCUUCAGAACUCAUUGUAAGAUGUCUUGCAAGGGUUAAGGAACAAUAUCCGAGCAAUCUGUGUGAUUUAGUAUCUUUACGAGACAAAUUUGUUGAUAUGGUACAUGGUAACUAUCUUUGCCGGUGUCCGGUUCCAAUCACAGAAUCAUCGGUGCCUUCACUCUUUCUUGAUGAAGCCCACAUGUUUGUAAUGCCUGAUAUAGACCUGCGAGAGCUAUCUAAAAUGCAAAAUGGAAGUGAAGGCAAACCAGGAGAUGAAAACGUUUAUUGGGUGUGUAAUUUUUCUAAAUUUCAUCAAGACAUGCGUGAUGAAUUGAUGAUCAGUGCUAUGACACGUAGGAUAGAUGAAUGUGCAGGGGAAGUUAUGAAAUGUUUAUUGCAACAAAUGUAUGUACGUACCGAUGCUUGGGAACAACAAUCUAACGCUAUACCAUUCGUGGAAUUGAAACAAACUUGUGCUGAAACUUCUGAGGAUAAAUACCCAAAUAUAAUUCCGUUUUUGGAUCAGUAUUUAAAAAUUAUUGUAGAAGAUUCCUCACAAUUUUUGAAAAAAAUAGGGGAUGCCAGCGGUGGACAGUAUGUUAUCAACGUAGCACUUGCUAUGGAGCAAUUGGCUUGGUGUUGUUUAGAAAACUACAUCGUCCAACGGUUUUCUUCUAAAUCCGCAAGAAUAUUCCGCGUUGUACGAACACAUAAAUUCAUCGAGCAAGAGCUCAUACAAAAACGUGCUAUGAUCCCCGAUAAAGAAGCCAAACAAUUAACAUACGAACUUCUUGAAAACCAUUUCAUCAAACUACGCGUAAUAAACAAAGGAGGCCAACAAGGAUCCAUAAAAAACUUCUUCUUAUUCACCGUCGACUUAAUGGAAUCAGUAUACGUGUUAUUAGAUAUGACUGAGAAGGCUUUGCUAAAUGUUAUGACUAGACGACAACUGAGCAUGCAAGAAAACAUAAGAUUGUUACAGAAACAGCAACGUGUUGAAAGCUUAGUAAACACAAUGAAAAUUAGAGGAGACCCUGAAGAACAUAUAAAAGACAUCGAAGAUACACUUACCCCUGCAGACCACGAAACAAUCGCUAAGGCCAAAAGAGAAAUGGACAUGUUGGGAAUAUCUGAAAUUAAAUUAGAUGAGACUUUAUUUCUACUCAAAGUGUAUUUAUUCUAUUCGAAGAAACCAGACACAGUAGGCAAAUGCAAUUGUUGUAAUUAUCGUCCAUAGAUAGAUUAUUAACAAAUAAUAAUAUAAAUUUGAUAAUAUUUUUACAACAGACGUUA
This is a messenger RNA of Ctenocephalides felis (cat flea), 1819 nucleotides long. RefSeq names its product DNA-directed RNA polymerase III subunit RPC3-like. The record is from RefSeq and is a predicted model, not a curated record. Lineage: Eukaryota; Metazoa; Arthropoda; Insecta; Siphonaptera; Pulicidae. The coding region runs from base 192 to 1763 and encodes 523 amino acids. Gene Ontology annotation, cellular component: RNA polymerase III complex. Gene Ontology annotation, molecular function: single-stranded DNA binding. The transcript has a single exon. Gene Ontology annotation, biological process: DNA-templated transcription.